AUACCGCUCCUGACCAUACCAGGGGCCAUCCAAUCAGUUUCUCUCUCUACACUCGGUUUCCGAAACCCACUCUCUCUCUAACCCCUUUCUCCCUCUAAAACUCUCUCUCUCUCUAGAGCUCUUCCGUUUUUUUUCCGGCCAAAAAUGGGGAAGGAUGUGGAGGUUUCAGAGCAACCAGAGUUCACGGCAAAAGACUAUACUGACCCUCCUCCUGCCGCUCUCAUUGAUUUGGAGGAGCUGACAAAAUGGUCAUUUUACAGGGCACUGAUAGCUGAGUUCAUAGCUACUUUGCUGUUCUUGUAUGUGACAGUGGCCACAGUGAUCGGUUACAAGAGGGUGAGUGAAGCUGAUCAGUGUGAUGGGGUGGGAGUUUUGGGCAUUGCUUGGGCUUUUGGUGGGAUGAUUUUUAUCCUGGUUUACUGCACUGCUGGUAUCUCUGGUGGGCACAUCAACCCUGCCGUGACCUUCGGACUCUUCCUGGCCAGGAAGGUGUCUCUGAUCAGGGCAGUGAUGUACAUGGUGGCUCAGUGCCUCGGUGCGAUAUGCGGUGUUGGCCUGGUUAAGGGCUUCCAGAGCGCCUACUACAAUCGUUACGGAGGAGGGGCUAAUACCUUGUCUAAUGGUUACGACAAGGGAGUGGGGUUGGGGGCUGAGAUUAUUGGCACUUUUGUGCUCGUUUACACCGUCUUCUCUGCAACUGAUCCCAAGAGGAGCGCCAGGGAUUCCCAUAUUCCUGUGUUGGCACCAUUGCCAAUUGGGUUUGCAGUGUUCAUGGUGCACUUGGCCACCAUCCCAAUCACUGGAACAGGUAUCAACCCUGCUAGGAGCCUUGGAGCUGCUGUCAUCUACAACAACAAGAAAGCCUGGGAUGAUCAGUGGAUCUUUUGGGUUGGGCCCUUCAUUGGAGCUGCCAUUGCUGCUGCAUAUCACCAAUACAUUUUGAGGGCAGCUGCCAUUAAAGCUCUGGGUUCAUUCAGGAGCAACCCCAAUGUUUAAGAAAACUCCAGCUCUCUGUGUUUUGUGAAUGGGUUUGGGGAUCAAAGAGUGAUUUUUAGGAGAAAGAAUAAUGAGAAUGGAGUGGGCCACUUUCUCUCUCUCUCUCUCUCUCUAACUGUUUCUCCCUCCUUGGAUGUGUGCUUGGGCUGCUUCUCUCUAGACCAUCAGGUGGCCUGGAACUGUAGAUAAAUGUUGGGUUUUCCUGCAUUUAAUCCUCUCUAGAGUUCUCUCUUUCUCUCUCUAGUUUUUGGGUUUUGUAUGUUGGUCUGGUGUUCCUGUACUUAAAAAGAGAGGUUCUAGUGAAUAGUCAUGUGCUUUCUUUCACUUCCAAAUUCAAUUGGCUCGCUUGUUACCUUU
Molecule: messenger RNA, 1353 nt
Organism: Amborella trichopoda
Lineage: Eukaryota; Viridiplantae; Streptophyta; Magnoliopsida; Amborellales; Amborellaceae
Product: putative aquaporin PIP2-2
Biological process (GO): transmembrane transport
Cellular component (GO): membrane
Molecular function (GO): channel activity
Source: RefSeq, a predicted model, not a curated record